Lecanosticta acicola is the source of this 1142-nucleotide messenger RNA. The record is from the annotation of a GenBank genome assembly. NCBI's taxonomy places the organism in Eukaryota, Fungi, Ascomycota, Dothideomycetes, Mycosphaerellales, Mycosphaerellaceae.
AUGGAAGCUGGAAUCAAGCGAAAGGCUCAUGACGCUGCGGAGAAUCCGGAGAAGCGGGCGAGGGUGAGUACAAAUCAAUCAAUCUCUGUCCGAGAACGCUCCGGGCGGAUGAAUCACCCGUAGCUAGAUAAGAAUAGCAUCACUGAUCUGCCUCCAGACCAAGAAGCAAUGGCGCGUGCCGAGAAAGAACGAUCACGGGGCCCCACAUGCCAAAGUCAUCGAGCCUGGCGACAGCGGGGUCUGGAUCACUUGCCAGAAGGGCAAGGAAGUCAAAUGCAUAGGCGAGAUGAAAGACCUCUUCGCAGACUAUGGUCAACGCCUGUAUCCCCAAGUGACAGACGCCAAGAAAAUUGACGCCGGCGGCGACGCUGACGGAGUGGACGGAGACGACAUUGAAAAAGCCAUCAGAGCAGAGGUCGAUGACAUCCGAAAGCCGCAGGGCGCUCGCCUUUUCACCCCGGUCAGCACAAAUAUGCAGUGUGGUAAGCCAUCUUCAGCCCCCAAAAGCGCAUUUCGAUAUUGAUCGUUCGUCAAGUGAUCUUCUUCAAGACGAGCGCUCCGGUGGAUCCUGUGUCGUUGGUGAAGACGAUUUGCGAGGACGCCAUGUCGGAUAGCGAGAAGAAGCGGACGAGGUUCGCCAAACGCCUGUCGCCAAUGACACUCAUGGGCCGAGCUUCGACGGAAGGUCUCGAGAAGGUUGCGCAGGAGGUCCUUGCUCCGCACUUCCACCAGGAGCCUUUCCAGAAGCGAAAGGUAUGCAAUCUUGUGAAGAUAUCCAAGGAAGCAGGAUCAGCAUGUCAUCUCCGUACGGCUGACACUUGUUCUGGCAGUUUGCAAUCCGGCCGACACUUCGAAAUCAUAAUAUCCUGACGCGAGACAGCAUAAUCAAACAGGUCGCGUCCAUCGUUGGUCCGGGGCAUCAGGUUGACUUGACGAACUACGACUUGCUCAUUGUCGUCGAGGUCUACCAGGUCAGUGGCUCGCAAGCACCUCGCAUAGCAUCGCAUGGGAAACACGCUAAUACGCUCUCUCAGAACGUGUGCGGUGUCAGUGUCUUCGAUGACAGCUUCGAAAAGCUGAAGCGUUACAAUAUUUCGGAGAUUUUUGACCCUACGCCCAGAGAGGAGAAUGCGACGAGCUGA